AUGGGUGAGCUCCUUAUAAAGGCAGGCGCCAAUAUAGAUCUCGCAGACAACAUGGGUGUCACACCUUUGCACGCUGCAGUGGAUCACGGUCUUUUUGAAAUUGUUGAGUUGUAUCUGGAAAAAGAGCUUAUCCGAGCAGGAGCUAAUAUCAAUUUCAGAGAAAACGGAGGAAAUUCAUUGCUGAACACCGCAGUGAAUCAUAAUUGUGUCAAAAUUGUUGAAGUUUUACUGAAGAAACUGGUUGAUGUGAAUGUGCAGAAUUGUUUUGAAAGGACUCCUCUGCACAAACAUGCAGAUUUGAAUGCAAAGGAUGUUAAUGGAAACACUCCACUUCAUAUCGCUCUUGGAAUUCCUUAUCCACGUUUUAAAAUGAUCAAAUUGCUACUAGAGGAAGGUGCUGGUUUUAAAAUUAAGAAUGUAGAUGGAUAUAUACCGUUAGCAGUCGCACAUAAAAGG
This is a messenger RNA of Homalodisca vitripennis (glassy-winged sharpshooter), 456 nucleotides long. RefSeq names its product ankyrin repeat domain-containing protein 1-like. Gene Ontology annotation, molecular function: protein binding. The record is from RefSeq and is a predicted model, not a curated record. The annotation marks the transcript as partial. The transcript is spliced from 3 exons. Gene Ontology annotation, cellular component: nucleus; cytoplasm. Lineage: Eukaryota; Metazoa; Arthropoda; Insecta; Hemiptera; Cicadellidae.